Messenger RNA from Synchytrium microbalum, 450 nucleotides. RefSeq lists its product as uncharacterized. NCBI's taxonomy places the organism in Eukaryota, Fungi, Chytridiomycota, Chytridiomycetes, Synchytriales, Synchytriaceae. Gene Ontology annotation, molecular function: deaminase activity. Gene Ontology annotation, cellular component: cytosol; mitochondrion. The coding region runs from base 1 to 450 and encodes 149 amino acids. The transcript is spliced from 5 exons. The record is from RefSeq and is a predicted model, not a curated record.
AUGUCAAGCUCUAAUGGCGAAGCUAUAAUUCCUCCCAGUAACAAUGUCGCACGUGGACUUGCUAAUUACCCAGCUGCUCGAAAAGCUGGUUCAUUCCUUUUCGUGUCGGGAUGCUCUUCACGACAACCCGAUGGGACGGGUGAUGAUCUCAUGUUUGAACACGAUGCUGAAGUCAAACCAGACGGAACUGUUGAGUUUGAUAUUCAAAAGCAGACUAGAGGUGUCAUUGAGAAGAUCAAAGAAGUCUUAAAGACUGCUGGUGCUAGUCUAGAGAAUCUAGUGGAGCUCAAUGUGUUUCUGACCAAUAUGGCUGACUACAACGGAUUCAAUGAAGUCUACAAUGAGUAUUUCACAGAGCAAGGGGGUCCUGCUAGAACAACUGUUGCUGUGAAGGAGCUGCCUCAUCCGUAUAUUAUAAUUGAAAUCAAGGGUAUUGCUUUGGCUCCAUAG